GAACAGCUUAAGUCACUAGCUGUUGAUCACAUCAUGGGAGAUAUGGAAGAGGGUGCAAAUGUUCAGAGGCCACCACUGCUACGUGGUCAUAACUAUAAUUUUUGGAAAGGCCGAAUGAGAGCUUUCCUUAAAUCUCUAGGAGGUGGUGUAUGGAGAAGCGUGGAGACAGGUUGGACAGAACCACGAAAAUACUCAGAAGAUCUGACCACAUCAACUAUUAAGCCAUUUGAAGAGUACAGCAGAACAGAAGCCAUUGCAGCAGAGUUCAACGACAAAGCCCUGAAUGCAAUUUUCGGAGCAGUUGACUCUACUCAGUACAAACUUAUCUCAAACUGUGACAAUGCCAAGGAAGCUUGGGAUAUUCUCGAAGUUACUCAUGAAGGAGAUGAGGAAGUAAAAACGGCCAAGUAUCAAAUUCUCAUGACGCAAUACGAGAAUUUACGCAUGGACGAUAAAGAAAAAAUAACAGAAUUUCAUGGUAGAGUGAGAGAUAUCGCAAAUCAGGCUGCACGUCUUAAUGAAUCCAUUCCUGAAAACAAGCUUGUGCUCAAGGUAUUGCGAUCAUUGCCAAAAGAAUAUGACAUGGAUGUCAAAGCAAUCAGAAGGCCUCACAACAUAAAAAAUAUGACUCUUGAUGCACUCAUGGGAAUAUUGGAGUCAAUUGAGCUUGACAUGAUGGAAGACGGUAAGCGUCGGAAGCCAGAUAAACAAAUUGCUUUCUCCACCACAGAGGCAGAAGAUGACAGUGAACAUGAUCUGUCACUAGAUGAAGACUUUCAGAAACAACUGUCACUCUUCACACGCCAGUUCAAAAAACAAUGGAUGCAGAAGAAAGGAAAUCAACGAAUGGAGGGAACAUCAAAGGGACCUUUUCAGAAAGAUACCAAGCACAGAGAAGUUAAAUAUCCAGACAAUGUCACUUCCGUGAAGAAAAAGGGACCACAAUGCUUUGAGUGCAGUGGAUAUGGGCAUAUUCAGUCUGAAUGCACAAACAACCUGAAGAAAAAGAGACAGGCGUUUACCGCAACCUGGAGUGAUGAAGAAGUAGAUGAGCUUGGGGAUCACGGUGAGCAAAAUUGUGCCUUCAUUGCCUGUGAAAACUCAGAUUUGGAAAACAGUCUUGCUGAACAACUUGAAGAUCUACAAGAGAAGUGGGCAGAACUGCUGAUGGUGAACAAACGGAAUGUGGCAGACAAGAACAGGUUACUCUCUGAAAUGGAAGCACUUAAGCAGAAGAUUGAAGAAUCAAAGCACAAGAUCACCAAACUGGAAGGAGAAAACUCAAACUUGCGCUAUGAAAUUAAUCAACUGAAGUCCUAUCAGAAGUGGAUUAAGGUGGCAGGAGCUGAGGUGCUGGAUCAUCAUUCACUUAUGGCAAAGCCUCCAGGAGAUAUGACAUGUAUUGGUUUUACCAACACAGGAAGUACCUCAAAAUCUCAAGAGAUUAAGUUUGUCAAAGCACUUGAGAGAGCACCUCCGGAAUAUCAAGUCAAAAGAAGUCUUCUGAAUGGCACUCAUAACGAUCACUACACCUCCUACAGAUGCUACAGAUGUAGAGAAUGGGGACACAUAAAACGUCAGUGCAUCAAGGAAUGGAGUCAGCAGCCUCAAAGCAUCUCAUCACAUCUAACAACAAUGGUGAGGACCAAGAUUGCUCUUCCAAAACGGAACACCAAAAAUCCAUGUCACAACAAGGAGCUGUGGACAAGAAGUGAUGAAGAAGAAAUUUCCCCAAAUCCUCCUCUGGGAAAUUCAGAGGAACAGCACGCUGAUGAGAAAUCUGAAGGUCCUGACGGAAGAAAAGAGGUUGAAGAUGAUGUUCUGCUACAUCCCUUGGCUGAAAUUUCAGAUAUAUUGUAUCUGAAGGAUACACCUGCGCAACAGCAAAAUGACAUGCAACGGGAGGAAGAAGAUGAUCCGGUGCAAGAAAAGGAAAUCCCAGAUCUGGUAGAUGAUGAACCACUCAUUGCAUGUUCAGAUGUACCGUUUGAAGACUCACAACCCAAAUCUCCAGUAUUCAAGAAGAAAAAGGUGAAGCAUUCUGGAUACAGAUGGUCCCUUCGUCAAAAGGCUAAAGAAGACCAAGAGACAGAAAAGGCGGAAGAAACUCAAGAAAGACCAACUCCAGAAAAAGGGAUGAAAAGGAAAGGGAAAUCCAAGGAUGAACUUGAAGAAGGGUCAAAAAGGCUGAAAAGGACACCCGCUACAAAAAGGCUUACCACCAGAAGUCAGAGUAGCAAAAUGAAAGAUGCGGAUGCUGAGAAUUCACCAAAACUAGGGAAGUUUCCUAAUCAGGUCUUUAUCUCAUCAAUUGCAAGUUCAUUUAUGUCUGAAAUUGCAAAGAAAUCCAUUCUGCCCCAAAGAAGCAUAGAUGUUGAUGAUUUUGAAACUAAGACCAAUCUCAUUCCUCUGUUGAAACAAUCCCACCUGUUCAAAUCUGUCACCAUACCUGGUUCAUAUUCCUCAAAGUCCAAAGUCCCAUCUUCUAUCUUAAAGAGUUCCUAUGCAAUCCUCUUCCGAGUUGCUGCUUACCACUGGCUUCCCACCACUCAUAUGAACACAGUACCUCUUUGCAUGGCCACUCUUAUUUACAAGGUUAAACAUGGAAUCCCAUUUAAUCUGGGAAAAAUCAUCUAUGACCAGAUCUUAAACUUUGCAUCUGAGAGAGCUAAAUUCAACUCCAAUGGGCUUCCAUAUCCACUGCUUAUUUUCCAAUAUCUUAAGUCACAGGGACUAAAUGUUGCAGAUGAAGACGAGCCAGCACCUCCUCUGUUGCAGGUGGACAUGAGGCAUUUUGAGGGGAGGCAUCACAAUGAUAUGGUGACGGGUGAAACCCAGAGGACUGCUACUGCCUUUCUUGGAUCAGGAUUCUCUCAAACUGCAUUUCUCAGAACUGAAAUUCAACUGCUUCAGGAACAAAUCGAUCGACACAAAGAACUGAUCAAAGAAGCUGAAGUAAAGAAGAAGAAAUUGGCCAUCAUACUAUCUUCUUUGGAUACAAAACCAGGUUCAGCUGCACAGUCUCAGGGGGAGGAGUCCCAGGAAGAUACAUCAGUAGAAGAUGAUGCUACUCAGGGGGGAGCAAACAUUGGAGGUAGGAAUGAUUUCAAUCUUCAAACUCGUGAAAAUAUAUUUGAGGAUGUUGAAGAGGUCGAGGAACCAACACCCGAUAGCAACGAUCCUACCGAGAGGGACGAGGAGACAGGAUGGGGUGACCAUCUGAUCUGCAACAAGAAAUACCAUUUCGUGUUCCCGUCAAGGGACACCGUGGCGGCGUGUUUCAGCUUCUGCCAGCAGCUGCAAAGCAGCGGCGCCGCCCAGGAUUCGCCGCCGUCGAACGCGGUGAUGAUGAUGAUGACUGACGAGCUGGAAGGGCACACGAUGCACGGCGUUUUCCACUGCAACGGCUACGGCCACUUGCUACGCAUUAAUGGUUUGGAGGGCGGUUCGAACUUGGCCGGCCAUCACAUCAUGGACUUCUGGGACCGCUUGUGCACCGCACUCCAUGCAAGGAGUGUGAGCUUGAAAGACACAAGUGAGAAGAAAGGAAUGGAGCUGAGGUUGGUGUAUGCGGUGGGGUACGGGGAGUCGUGGUUCGGACGGUGGGGGUACAAGUUCAGCCGCGGCACUUACGCCGUGAGCCAUGAGAUGUACGAAACCGCUGUCCGAACCCUGCAAAACAUACCGCUAACGCUGCUGGGACAUCACGCUCGGAACCAACACGAGUUGCUCGUCAUACUCUCGAGGUAUCAAAUCCUCUCGGGCCAUUCUCUGGCCACGCUCCACGACGCCUUCCACUUCAUGCUCCACCUCAAGACUCGCAUCCCUAAAGACGAUACCAGUGUCGGUGGCUGUUAUCCAGGGUUGUUGGUGGUGGACAGCACGUGCAGAUGGUCUCCUAAACGAGUGGAAAUGGCCAUAAGGGUGAUUGUGGAAGCCUUGAAAAGAGCUGAUUACCGAUGGGUUUCAAGGCAACAGGUUCGAGAUGCGGCUCGCAGUUACAUUGGUGACACUGGUCUCCUCGAUUUCGUCCUAAAAUCUCUGGGAAACCACAUAGUCGGAAAGUACUUAGUGCGACGGUGCCUGAAUCCAGUCACCAAAGUCUUGGAGUACUGUUUGGAGGACAUUUCUAACGCCUUCCCAAAGUAUGACGAUAUUCAUCAGGGCGGAGGACUUAGAGUGCCCAUGAACGAACCAAAAGUGAAGCCUAAGUACAAAAUCACUAGGGUUCAGCUCAUGAAGGAUGUGCAGUUCUUGUACAAGCACAUUCUAAUGGAUGAAAAUGGAGCCGGGGUUUUUGAGACCAUUCCGGCCGCCUCUAGGGUUAUUUUGGACUCCAAAUACUUUCUCAAGGAAUACUACGCUCCAAAGCUCAUGAAAAUGUCAGAGAGUUCAAUUGUGUACUGUGCAAUAAGGAUGGCAUACGCAACAAACGUGACGUUAGGGUUGGAUAAAGAAAGGGUUGUGACGCCAUAUGAAUGUAUGAUUUUACAAAACACCACAACCUUUGACGAUCUGAGGCUAGAAGUGGAGAGGAACUUCAGAGAAAUGUAUUGGGGAUUGAAGACUAACAAUUUUGUGGCGAAUUUGAACUUCUACCCUAAUGGUUCCGAUUUAGUAUUUGAGGCUAUUAAAGGUGGGAGCAAAUUGGUGUUUGAGGGAUUUAUCGGCGGGGGAAAUUUGGAUUAUGGUGGGAUGUUAGAAGGGAUAGACAAGAAUAGCAUUGUUGUGGAUUGUCCUUGUGGGACCAGGGAUGAGGAUGAUGGUGAGAGGAUGGUUUGUUGUGAUAUAUGUGAGGUCUGGCAGCAUACUCGUUGUGUACACAUCCCAAAUAACCAAUCAAUUCCAGAUAUUUUUUUGUGCGCCAAGUGUGAGCAACAUAUCCUACGCUUCCCACCAUUGCCAUAAAUCAGUUAAGGCAGGGUUGAUUCU
Molecule: messenger RNA, 4932 nt
Organism: Cuscuta campestris
Lineage: Eukaryota; Viridiplantae; Streptophyta; Magnoliopsida; Solanales; Convolvulaceae
Source: the annotation of a GenBank genome assembly